AUGGCGAAUGGAGGUUUCCCUUUUCAAUUGCCGAUGCUCACAAAGAACAACUAUGAUAAUUGGAGUAUCAAGAUGAAGGCGCUACUAGGAUCUCAAGAUGUGUGGGAUGUCGUUGAGAAAGGCUUCAAGGAGCAAGACGAAGCCUCGUUAAGCCAAAGUGCAAAAGAUACAUUGAAGGAGUCAAGAAAGAGAGACAAGAAAGCUCUCUUUCUCAUUUAUCAAUCGGUGGAUGAAGAUACUUUUGAGAAGAUAUCCAACGCAACGACGGCCAAAGAAGCAUGGGACAAGCUUCAAACUUGCAACAAAGGAGUUGAGCAGGUAAAAAAGAUUCGUCUUCAAACUCUUAGAGGUGAUUUUGAACGUUUGUUUAUGGAGGAGUCCGAGUCAAUUUCUGAUUAUUUUUCUCGAGUAUUGGCCGUAGUCAAUCAACUUAAAAGAAAUGGUGAAGAUGUUGAUGAUGUGAAAGUCAUGGAGAAAAUACUUCGCACUUUAAAUCCAAGUUUUGACUUCAUUGUUACCAACAUUGAAGAAAAUAAGGAUUUAAAGACCAUGACCAUUGAGCAACUCAUGGGUUCCUUACAAGCAUAUGAAGAAAAACAAAAGAGAAAAACUAAACAAAAGGAGGCUAUAGAGCAACUACUACAACUCAACAUAAAGGAAGCAAACUAUGUAAACUACAAGAGCCAAAGAGGACGAGGACGUGGCCAAGAUCGUGGACGUGGACGCGGACGUGGAGGAGAAGGAAGAGGAGGUUACAACAACUACUCUAACAACUUCAACAAUGGAGAAAGAAGUUGGAAUCCACAAGCGACAAGAGGUCGUGGAAGAGGAAAUUCAUGGUCGAGGUACGAAAAAUCACAAAUCAAGUGCUUCUACUGCAAUAAGAUUGGUCACUAUGCAUCCGAGUGUAGAUUCUCGAAGAAGGUUGAAGAGAAAGCUAACUUUGUAGAAGAAAAAGGUGGAGAAGAAGAAACUUUGCUACUCGCAUGUCAAAACCAAGUUGAAGAGAAAAGAAACAAGUGGUACCUCGACACUGGUGCAAGCAACCACAUGUGUGGCGAUCGAAGCAUGUUUGUAGAGAUCAAUGAAGCGGCAACUGGCGAUGUCUCAUUUGGAGAUAACUCGAAGAUACCGGUCAAAGGAAAAGUGUCUCAAGGCGUGCUAUACCGAUUCCUCGUGGCUAUGGCAUCUACGAUUUGGGCAUCUCAACUUCGAUGGUCUAGAACGUUUGGCAAAGAAGGAGAUGGUGAGAGGCUUGCCUAA
This is a messenger RNA of Vicia villosa (hairy vetch), 1263 nucleotides long. RefSeq lists its product as uncharacterized. The transcript is spliced from 2 exons. The coding region runs from base 1 to 1263 and encodes 420 amino acids. The record is from RefSeq and is a predicted model, not a curated record. NCBI's taxonomy places the organism in Eukaryota, Viridiplantae, Streptophyta, Magnoliopsida, Fabales, Fabaceae. Gene Ontology annotation, molecular function: zinc ion binding; nucleic acid binding.